CGUUCUCAUUCCCUCGUAAGGUUCAGAUAGGAUGCAACUCUUACCGUUUACUCAGUCACCGUACCACACACACUCUCACUCACCACUUCCACCAGCACAACCGCAACCGCCGUUCUCAUCCCACCGCUCACUCCGUCGCAUCUCAUCCCAUCCAUGCCCCCCUACCCUUCUCCCCAAUCCAAACCUGUCCAAACUUGGUAGCCCGCCCACCCCGGCCAAGUCCCCGUUCCAGUGUUCCAGUGUUCCAGUGUUCCAGUCCCAGUUCCGGGGGGGGGGGUUGCCAACUUGCCAGAGAGGGAGGGUGUGUAUCUACGCCCUAUGUGCGUGGAGUGUGUAUGAAUGCUCGUGUGGUAAGAUAGCGCGCGUAUGUGUGUGUGUGUGUAUGUGAGGUGCAAGGUGUGAGCAAGCCUGAACAAACCUCAUUCUCACUCUCACAUCUGCGUCUCAAGACAAAUCAACCAACUUCCAACAAGCUUC
Colletotrichum phormii is the source of this 477-nucleotide messenger RNA. RefSeq lists its product as uncharacterized. Bases 32 to 388 code for a protein of 118 amino acids. The transcript is spliced from 2 exons. The record is from RefSeq and is a predicted model, not a curated record. NCBI's taxonomy places the organism in Eukaryota, Fungi, Ascomycota, Sordariomycetes, Glomerellales, Glomerellaceae.